ACGACCAAAGUUUCAAUCAUGGUCCUCACGAUCAAGCAUUUCCUAUCUCCACAGCUUUUCAUCCUCUUUUAUCUCUUUGUGAUCACCAAUUUCUUCACUCUACUAACCCCAUUUACAUUUACAAGUGCGCUAUCCUUCAACUUCACUAGUUUUAGUAAUGACACCACUGACAUAACAUAUGAGAGUGCUUACUCUGAAAACCAAGCCAUCCAACUCACAGGCGGCAACCUCACAGAAUGGUUGCAAGGUCGAGCCACAUAUUCCAAACCCUUGCAAUUGCGGGACAAUGCCACUGGAAAGCUUACGGAUUUCACUACCCAUUUUACCUUUUCCAUUAGUUCACGGAAUCAAAAUGUAUAUGGAGACGGGAUGACCUUCUUCAUCAUACCCAACGGUUCAACGAUUCCCAAGAAUGCAAAAGGUGGCGCCUUGGGCCUUACUAGCCUUGAUCAGGUUUUAAACACAAGCAAUAGUCGUUUUGUUGCAGUGGAGUUCGAUAUCUUUACGAACUACUGGGAUCCACCUGGGGAACAUAUAGGUAUUGAUAUCAACUCUUUGAAAUCUAAAGCUUAUGAGUCAUGGUCUAGUAAUAUUACUAUUAGGGAAGGAAAAAUAAAUGAAGCUUGGAUUAGUUACAACUCCAGUUCAAAUGAUUUGUGUGUUGCUUUCACUGGUUUUGGAGAUAAUGUUACUGUAAGGCAAUCUCUAUCUACAAAUGUUAAUUUGAUAGAUUUCCUGCCUGAUUGGGUUACUUUUGGAUUCUCAGCUGCAACAGGAAAUGACUGUGCUAUACAUACUAUUUAUUCUUGGUAUUUUAGUACAAGUUUGGAAAUAGUAGGUUUAAGCCCCAAUUCAGCCUCUGGCCAGGGGAAAGAAAACAAGUUAAGGUUUGCUUUUCUUGUGGUGUUUAGUACUGUUGUUGGAUUUGUAUUUGUUGUGUUGAUUCUGUUUGUCUUGUGGAAGAGGUAUAAGAGUGAUAAUGAUGUUCGUGCUUCUGAUAAUCAUGUUGUUGAAGAAUUCCCAAGGGGAAGAGCACCUCGAGAGUUCUCAUAUGAUGAAUUGGCACAUGCGACAAAUAAUUUCAAUGAUGAACAAAUAUUGGGUCGAGGAGGAUUCGGCGUGGUAUAUAGAGGAUCUUUGAUGGACUCAAACUCCUCUGUUGCUGUUAAGAAGAUAUCAGAGGAGUCUAGACAGGGAGUGAAUGAGUAUGCAUCAGAAAUAAAUGUCAUUAGCCGACUAAGACAUAGGAAUUUGGUGGAACUCAUUGGUUGGUGCCACGAAAGAAGUAGAGAGCUCUUACUUGUUUAUGAGUUCAUGCCCAAUGGAAGUUUGGAUUCACAUCUUUAUGGAGAAGGAAACUUAUUGACAUGGAGAAGAAGGUACACAAUUAUAAAAAAUUUGGCUGAGGCCUUACUUUACUUGCAUGAAGGAGGGGAACAUUGUGUGUUGCACAGGGAUAUCAAAUUGAGCAAUAUUAUGCUUGAUUCAAACUUCAAUGCUAAACUUGGGGAUUUUGGGUUGGCUAGGCUUGUGGACCAUGACAAAGGGUCACGAACUACUACAUCGGCUGGCACCUUGGGCUAUAUGGAUCCCAACUAUAUGGCAACAGGUAAGGCUAGUAAGGAAUCAGAUGUCUAUAGUUUUGGAAUUGUUGCAUUAGAGAUCGCUACUGGAAAAAGUCCAACCGACCAAAGUACCACACAAGGCUUGUUGAAGUUGGUUCGAGAGCUCUAUAAAAGAAGAAAGGUUCUUGAAGCAGCUGACCAAAGGUUGGGUGAAGGUUUUGAUAAGCAAGAAAUGAAGUGCUUGUUAAUUGUAGGGCUCUGGUGUUCUCACCCCAAUCAUAAACGUAGGCCACCUUCGAUAAGGCAAGUAAAUCAAGUUCUUGAAUGUGGCGGUCCAUUGCCUGAUCUUCACCCAUUAGAAAUGCCCAGUUCAACAGAGAACGAAACUACAUCUGUAAUGUUGUCCGAUGGUGCUACUAGUUCGAUGGGAUAGCAGAACCAAAAGUUAAGCUGUAGCUACAACACCAAUUCCUCAUGGUUUAAACCAUUGUGUGUUGCUUCUUCAUCGCAUUGCUUUAGUUAUAAUUUAAACUUGUUUUGUUUUGUUUUUGCUUCUUGUUUAUUAUUAUUAUUAUUUUUUUUUUUACGAACUAAAUGUGAGGAAUUUAUUGAAGUUAUGUAAUGAAUAUAAUUGAUUGAAAGGUUGU
Quercus robur (English oak) is the source of this 2212-nucleotide messenger RNA. Its product is annotated as L-type lectin-domain containing receptor kinase IX.1-like. The record is from RefSeq and is a predicted model, not a curated record. Gene Ontology annotation, biological process: protein phosphorylation. Gene Ontology annotation, molecular function: protein kinase activity; ATP binding; carbohydrate binding. NCBI's taxonomy places the organism in Eukaryota, Viridiplantae, Streptophyta, Magnoliopsida, Fagales, Fagaceae. Gene Ontology annotation, cellular component: plasma membrane. The coding region runs from base 19 to 1998 and encodes 659 amino acids. The transcript has a single exon.